CGUAGAUUAUUACGAGUGUUGAGAUUUCUAGCAGCAAUGCUUGGCCUGGAUUGGUUAAAUUUCUUAUAUACAAUCCAUACACUGUUUCAUACGAAUGUUUUUGUUCAUUCAAAAUCCAUAUGUAAAAUGAAAAGCACUUAACAGAUAAUAAUUGUUUAUUUUUCAUUUUCUCCAUAGAAUCGUUAUUUAAAUUAAAAUCGAAAUAAUGCCUCGCUUACUCCAAGUGAUAUGCGUUUUAUUAUUGUGGAAAAUUAUCAUCUCAUCCUUAAGCUGGUCUUUUGUUUUUCUUCAGUUUUGGAAGGGUAACGAGAAUACAUGUACAUACGAGCAAUUGAGAUUUGUUGUGUUGUACUUGCACGCACUCGCGCGCAUACCAAGAACUUAUAUACAGCUGUUAGCGACUAAAUUAUGAGAACGAGCACCGGCACCAAGAAACAACGUAAACGAUGAAAAAAUGUAGACGGCGACAGUUUUUCCAACGCAGUCGUGGCUACAAGACACUGGACCACAGGCCGCUGAUAGCGUGAUCAUCGUAACAAAUCGUCAUACAUUUUAAUAAAUUGUAAUAAAUCGCAAUCAUGGAAUCGACAGAUGGGUCCGAUAAUUUUGUCAUCAACCGGUCAAGUGGCGAGGGCCGUCAUUCAAUGACGCGAGGACGUUUCAAAUUUCGAGCCGCGAGCUACGAUUGGCGACUCAAAUGGAAGACCCUGGCCGUGACACAAGCGAGAACAGGUAUCGAGGCACGUCUCCAGGAUGAAAUGCCCAACGCCAGCCUCAAGCAUCGCAAGUGGCUCUCCCUGCAGAUGGCUUACUAUCCGGGUAAGACCGGACGGGGUCCUUUCACGCCUGUGGAGCCGAGGCUGAGCGUACCCUCGCCGGCUCGACCCGAUUUCAGCAGCCCCAGCCGCAGCAUCGGCGCUUCCGAGGCCUCCGGCGCCACCUCGCCCUGCUAUCUCUUCAAGGACUUGCCUCGUGAUUCUACGAGUAAAACUUCCUCCAGCUCCUCGGGUUCGCUAAGAGUCAGUGGCUUUGCGGGCACUUCGACGCCUAGGGAUCCGCAUCUGGCUCACGGUCAACAUCGCCACCCACCACCCUUCGGCUUUUCAAAAUUGAGUUUCGGAUCUGCCGAUGGAUUCUCGAGAUACGAAAUGUCAAGCUCAGAAAACUCAACUGAAAUGUGAUGAGCUACGGAUUCAGUAGUAUCUACAACUAACAUGAUAAGAC
This is a messenger RNA of Trichogramma pretiosum, 1224 nucleotides long. RefSeq lists its product as uncharacterized. NCBI's taxonomy places the organism in Eukaryota, Metazoa, Arthropoda, Insecta, Hymenoptera, Trichogrammatidae. The coding region runs from base 579 to 1181 and encodes 200 amino acids. The record is from RefSeq and is a predicted model, not a curated record. The transcript has 2 exons.